Arachis ipaensis is the source of this 651-nucleotide messenger RNA. Lineage: Eukaryota; Viridiplantae; Streptophyta; Magnoliopsida; Fabales; Fabaceae. The record is from RefSeq and is a predicted model, not a curated record.
AUGUGGGAAAUGCUUGACGAGAUUGAGCAGGCUUUUGUAACAGUUUUGGAGGACCUUUGGAGGGAACCUCCUCAUUUAGAUACUAAAAAAUCUUUGGGGGACCCCUCCCUUGUUCGAACUGCAUUGGAGAUGGCCAAGAAUAAUAAUGCGAUGAAAGCUUUCAAGAAGGCAAGAAAGGCUGCUGCCGCUCAGAACAUCUCGGCCAAGACGGAUGGGGAAGGGUCUUCUCAGGUGACGUCAAAAUCGUCCGUGCCGAGCUCUCCCGGCCCGAGGAGAAUGAUCCCUACUCCUCGAGUCCGUGUAGUGGAUCCUCCGCAAUCUUCUGCUGCUGCUGCAUCUUCUCCUCCGGUCGUUCCCCCUUCCAAAAGACCUCGAACUGUUGAACCCUUCAAUCUGGAUGCCCCUGAUUUUGACACUGAUGGCAAGAUUGUCCCUGACGAUUCUGAUGACGAUGUUGUUGAACCCCCUGUGCCUACCGCUAAGAUUUCAGCUGGGCCGACUUCUUCGGCUCCUUCGUCCAAGACUGGUCAUUCUGAAUUGGAACCGGAUUGUCAGAUUUUGAACAGAGAUGACGGGACAAUGGACGCAGUGCCUCUUCAGACUCGCCCUCCUUCGCCUCGUGCUGCUGAGAAGACUUUGGAUCCUCAAUGA